AUGCGUGUCUCUACGCUCAGCCUCCUGGCGGCCGCCCACGUCGCCACGGCCCGGUUCAUGAACAUGAACAUGACCACCACUGCCACGACCUCCGCGACCACCACGGCCGCUGCUUCGGCCACCUCCACCCCUGGAUCCGGCGACGUCAACAUUAACAUUGAUACGGUCAUCAACUGCUACGGCGACUACUGCAUCAACAUUGACAACAGCCAGCAGACCUGCGUCGGUGAUGGCUGCCAAAACUACCACGUCGUCUGCCAGGGCGACGACUGCAAGGCCCAGGUCUGCGUCGACAACGUCAACUGCGACCAGCUCGUCGUCUGCCAGGGCUCCGAGUGCAACUUCCGCGCCUGCAAGGGUGACCAGUGCAACCAGAAAAUUGAGUGCCGCGGCUCCAUCUGCAACAUCAUCAAUGAGCCCCGCAAGAUCGUCUGCAAGGACGACUCGUGCAAGCCCGAGAUGUGCACCGAGGACUGUGGCCGCAAGGUCAUCUGCUCCGGCGACGACUGCAAGACCAAGAAGCCAUGCGACUGCCCCGUCCCCAAGCCCCCUCCUGUCAAGCCUACCGUCAAGCCUACCACCGUCAAGCCUACCACCGUCAAGCCUACCACCGUCAAGCCUACCACCGUCAAGCCUACCACCGUCAAGCCUACCGUCAAGCCUACCACCGUCAAGCCCGUCGAGCAGCCUACUGCCCAGCCCCCAGCCAAGGAGACCACUGUUCCUGCCGGCCAGCCUGCUAUUCCUAGCAAGCCCGCGGCCCCGGCUGUCCCAGAGCAGCCCGCGGCUCCUCCCGCGGCUCCUGCUGCCCCUGAGCAGCCCGCGGCUCCUGCUGCCCCUGAGCAGCCCGCGGCUCCUGCUGCCCCUGAGCAGCCCGCUGCUCCUGCUGCCCCUGGCCAGUCUCAGGCUCCUCCUGCUGCUGGCGAAACUGAGGCUCCCGCUGCUACCGGCCAGCCCACCACACCCUCGCAGCCUCCUGUCGCCGCUGGUGCCAAGUCGGCUCCCGCUCUCGCCCUGCUCUGCGCCGUUGGUGUUGCCAUGUUCCUGUAA
This is a messenger RNA of Emericellopsis atlantica, 1050 nucleotides long. RefSeq lists its product as uncharacterized. The coding region runs from base 1 to 1050 and encodes 349 amino acids. Lineage: Eukaryota; Fungi; Ascomycota; Sordariomycetes; Hypocreales; Bionectriaceae. The record is from RefSeq and is a predicted model, not a curated record. The transcript is spliced from 2 exons.